UCGUUGUAGUCCCGAUCACGUGACCGCAAUAGACAAAACGUACAGGUAGUUGAGAUAAGGAGGGUCUCUUGUGAAUUUAAAAAGUGCUGUGCGUUUUAAUUGAUGUAUAUACACACACGGCCUCUCCACAGGAACUCACAGUAAAGUACAAGGCUAGUGGCGUCAUUGGGGGACGAUACCAGUCGACAUCCCACUGCCUUCAAGCAACAGAACAUACUCUCUAGAAAGGAAACAGUUAAUAUGGCGGAUAGGAAGUCAGCAUCAACGGAUGCAGGGCCUGUCAAAAAGACGAUGAAACCUGCCACGUCCGGACCCACUAUUGUUGGGUUGAUGGCAUCCAAGCGAUUGACGAGCAAACUGACGUCAAAACUCGGCAAAGAUCGCAGAUCUUCGUCGAUAGCAGCAAGCAAUGUCCAUAUUGACAAGGAGCCAAGUUAUCGAAUGGAGCCAAACCAGAAAUUCAGCUCGGUAAAGGCACGACAAAUUCUAGAGGAUGUCCUAUCGUCUCGAUUAGAAAGAUAUAGAUAUAAUUCUAAAUUUGCCAGAAAUAUGGCCAAAGUGUUAAGUGACGAAAUCAAAGACCAGAUGAAAGCAUUACAUUACGACCGUUACAAAUAUAUCUGUGUUGUUUACAUUGGAGAGGUCAAGGACCAAGCAAUGGCGCUCACGAGCAGAUGCGCGUGGGACAAUAAAUUUGAUAAUUCAGCAACGUACACAUACCAAGGUACAUACCAAGGAAAAGCUUGGUUUUGUAACGCGUCUGUGUUCGGGGUAUACAGAGAAUAAACCCAACAUAACGGCAAUCAAAAAGGAAAACCCCACAAUCAGUACUGUAUGAAAUAAGAGGUUUGGAUGACAGAGUACUACGCAAGAAAAGCAUUAGAGGGUAGUGAUAUCAAACUAACCGAUAAUCUCGAAAAAACAUCAAUAAUUCCGUCCAUUUUAAAUUAAGGGACCACAAGCAAGAAAAAAGAUUGAUGUCAGCAAUGGAAAUACGUUUGUUUAAAAUCGUGUAUAUAUUUCUUAUUUUCAUGGAUCAUUUAGUUAUCAUUCAUGUUGAUAUUGCCUUCUCGGAGGCGUCGAGACGUUUACAAAUCCAUGUAGUCAUAUGUCUGGAAUGUUUUUAUUGAUAUUAGGAUUUUUCUCGUUCAUUUACAUUUACGACAAUUCUGUGAUAGCUAUGCUUCAAAGUCAGCUUUCGGCUGCUGAAGCGAACAAGAAAUUCCUGAUCGUUUCUGGAUAAGUGUUAUUUCAAAUCUACGUCCAUGUAUGCUUACUAGCUUCAUUUGAUGACGAUUCCAGCUAUAUUGCCACUUUCUGUAUUAUGCUUAAUAUGCAUUUGAUAUUAGUGAUACUUUCCUCACUUUGCUAAUGUAUCCAUUGUUCAAGCCAUUUUAUCUUUUAUUAUGCAAUUUUUUUUGAAGAUAUGCGAAGUUGUACAACACCUGCAUAACUAAACAUUUCUACACUGACGAAGAAUCCUGUAGCGAACUUUACUGUACUCGCUGUGAUACAUUUUGCACUUUUUAAAUAAAUCUAUUUAUACAUCUACUAUAA
Molecule: messenger RNA, 1557 nt
Organism: Pecten maximus
Lineage: Eukaryota; Metazoa; Mollusca; Bivalvia; Pectinida; Pectinidae
Product: tctex1 domain-containing protein 1-like
Exons: 2
Coding region: 241-786 (181 amino acids)
Biological process (GO): microtubule-based movement
Cellular component (GO): cytoplasm; cytoplasmic dynein complex
Molecular function (GO): dynein intermediate chain binding
Source: RefSeq, a predicted model, not a curated record